This is a messenger RNA of Aedes albopictus (Asian tiger mosquito), 1705 nucleotides long. Its product is annotated as signal recognition particle receptor FtsY. Bases 373 to 930 code for a protein of 185 amino acids. Lineage: Eukaryota; Metazoa; Arthropoda; Insecta; Diptera; Culicidae. The transcript has 4 exons. The record is from RefSeq and is a predicted model, not a curated record.
GCGGCAUCCAACGCAGUAUCUUGCGAGACCCCAUCGGAGCUAGUUUCGAAUCUGGUUUGCGCGUCGGAAGUCACAACGUGUUCAAGGCAUUACAUACCUUAAUACCUAUUCCGCGAGUGACGCAUCGUGCCCGGAAGGUGCAACGACAAAACGGAGAUUUUCUCAUCCCAAUAACGGAGACGUGUGAGGUCAUUUCCUUCGCCAGUACUGUGUGCAGUGCAAUUCGAGAAACAGUUAUUGCUGCAGUCUAGUAAUCCUUGGAAAAACAAAAAGGAGCACCAGAUUAGGUCAUCAGUGGCUAGACAGUAGGCGCCUGCUCCGAUCGAUUGUUUUCCUCCAGUGACCGAAAGAACGUAGCAGAGUUCAACGAACAUGUUCAGCGGAUUCACAGCUUCCCUGAAGAACCUCGGCAGCAAGGCCGAAGGUCUCUUCGACAAGAAGAAAAAGGAAGCCCAGGACAUGGCCAACGAGAAGGUGCAAACGGCCCAGAGCAUGGCCGAGGAUCAGGCCAAAAAGACCCAGGAUGCCUUCAACCAGACCAAACAGGAAGCGGAGAGCUUGGCCAGUUCGGCCAAGAGCGAAGCCGAAGCCACCAAACAGCAGGCGGCGGCCGUUGCCGAAGGAACCGCCCAGGCCGCUGGCACGCUGAUGGACCACGCCAAGCAGGCCGCCGAGAAUGCCGCCCAGCAGAGCGCCCAGGUGGUCGAGAAGGCCAUCGAAGACCAGAUGAAGGUCGCCGAGGAGAAGAUCGACGAGGGCAUGAAGACCGUCAGUAACGAGGUGGAUAAGAAGCUUCAAGAUGCUAACAAGUACGCCGAUGAAAAACGUGGAGAAUUGGUUCAGAACGUCAACGAUGGCGUCGCCAAGGCUCAGGAAACGGCCACGUCAACGGCUACCAACCUGCUGGGUAAAAUGAACCUUGGAAAGUAAUUGAACUACCUUGUUCUGUACCCACCUUGUCCUGCGUGAACCGAACCCAAGAUUCAAACCUUUGAAUCUCCAACAAUGAUAUUACUUUUAGGAAAAAAGAUAAUCUAAUCAUGAUCUAAUGAUAUAAACUACUUGUUACCGUUAGGGUAAAUGCAGCUUCAUAUUAUAUCUUUAAGAACUUUUACUAUUACGAAACAAAACAAAAACUUUUGAAGUUAAUCUACACAAAAACACACGAAACAGAAACAUACAAUGCACAGAAAAAAAAAACACGUUUAACCAUUUUUGCGCUUUUCUAAGCGACGACAAGUUCAAAGCAAAAGGCCUUAAAUUCAAUCGUUCAAACUGAAAUUAUACGAGAAUCUCACCCGCCAGAAGCCUCGAAGCUAGCAAAAUACGUGAUGCAGAAGAUAGAUAGAUCAAACAACAUUUCGCUAAAGCGCCAGGCAGCAUACCAACAACGUCUCUUAGAGAUCUGUUUUCGAUCGUUGAAUCAAAUUUUUCGCGAAAGCGCAACACGGCGCGAAUUUUAACUUUUGAAAAGUUUAUAGAACAAUCGUCAAUCAAUACGCAACACCACGGGAAGACGGGAGAAGGAUUUCUACACAGAGUUCUACGACGAAGGGAAAUUUCGCAUUUGCGAACGGAAUUCGAGAGCUUUUUCGUCCAAUAUUUACUUCUUUUUUCGAUACAAAUUGUAGAUUUUAGAGCAGAUGCUGGAAGAAUCCGCUAAAAGCGGCGAUAUAUGAUGUUGAAAUAAAUGUUACCAAACCAA